Messenger RNA from Adineta ricciae, 330 nucleotides. The record is from the annotation of a GenBank genome assembly. NCBI's taxonomy places the organism in Eukaryota, Metazoa, Rotifera, Eurotatoria, Adinetida, Adinetidae.
AUGGACGAUAACACGAAAUUCGUUCAAACAAUGCCAGCAACAAAACGCAACGUUGAAGCAUUAUCACAAGUCAAAUGUGAACAAAAAACUAAGCGAGAUAAAGCUUAUCAGGCAGUUGACGCGGCAGAACAAAAUGGAGAAUCACGUGCAGUCGUCAAAAACCUAAAACUAAAAGCGGAAGACCAAGAACUUAAAUUCGCUGUGUGUAGUUUAGUGACUGAAUGGACAGCACAACAACGUGAUAAGGCAUUGUUAGCAGCUCGUAAAAAAUUGAAGGUAGUGGCAGACAACGUGACUAAAGAUGGAAAAGUUGUCUCUCAUGGAACGUAG